This is a messenger RNA of Suillus clintonianus, 894 nucleotides long. RefSeq lists its product as uncharacterized. Bases 138 to 788 code for a protein of 216 amino acids. The record is from RefSeq and is a predicted model, not a curated record. NCBI's taxonomy places the organism in Eukaryota, Fungi, Basidiomycota, Agaricomycetes, Boletales, Suillaceae. The transcript is spliced from 5 exons.
AACAAACUCCGCUUAAGCGCGGAAAUAAUGAGUGUGACUAGCAGCUGUGCUCUCUCUAGUUAUAAAAUGUCGCAUCUCCUGUUCCAAAGUCAGUAUGGAAAUUGCCUUAGUCCAUCCGUACUCCUCUGUUUGACGACAUGACUUCAUUCCAUUCCACCGAGACUAUUGAUCCAAGAGCACUUCCGGAAGAGGAUCCCCUCCCCGAAGUCCUUCGUGACAUGCCCCUUCCAAUGAGGGUGCUAUGUUUUUUGGCAGUCGGACGCUCCGGUCUUGAAGACCAUUGGAAGUCGCUGCAAUCAGAGCAUGCAUUUGAAAUAGUUAGGACUAGGUUGUGCUCUAUCCUGGCCAACAUUAUCACCGCAGCAGGCGUCCUCCUCGCUGCCAGUGGUGUAUUCGUCUCCACAGGCUCUCCCGUAACCUAUUUUGACUAUUCAUUGCCUGCCUCCUAUUUUCUGCUCUUCACAUCCUUCAUGCUGGCCAUGAUCGCCAUGAUGACAUCUGGCCUGAGCAUGAUACGCUGGCUCACCACCGAUCGACAACGGGCUCAAGAGCAACUCAAGCUCGGUGGCUACUUCGUUAUAUCCUACCUGUUAUCAAUCGUCACCCCCAUGUUCUUCGUUGCCUGGUCCCUGAAUUGUUUUAUCUUUGCGAUGUUGAUAGCAGGGUUUUGCUCCCAGAGCAUGAUCUUCCGCACCGUCACUGCACUUUGGCUGGUCACAUACGUCGCUAGCAUUGCAAUGAUUACUAUGGAAUUUAUGUGGAAGUAUACUAGCGUCAAUUCGCGCUAGUUGUUGCCAGUAGUUUCCAUUUUGUUCCUUCUUCUUGGAUUACCCGCGCUGACCAGCGCUUGUAUAUAUGAUCCCCCUGAUGUGUAACAACCCGGUCUGGUUAUUU